Dipodomys ordii (Ord's kangaroo rat) is the source of this 5901-nucleotide messenger RNA. RefSeq names its product echinoderm microtubule associated protein like 6 (gene Eml6). Bases 1 to 5811 code for a protein of 1936 amino acids. The transcript is spliced from 43 exons. Gene Ontology annotation, molecular function: microtubule binding. Lineage: Eukaryota; Metazoa; Chordata; Mammalia; Rodentia; Heteromyidae. The record is from RefSeq and is a predicted model, not a curated record.
AUGGCGGAUCGGACAGCUCCCAGCUGCCAGCUGCGGCUGGAGUGGGUGUACGGGUACCGGGGUCACCAGUGCCGCAACAACCUGUACUACACAGCCGGCAAGGAGGUGGUCUACUUCGUGGCUGGGGUCGGGGUGGUGUACAACACCCGCGAGCACAGCCAGAAAUUCUUCUUGGGACACAACGACGACAUUAUCAGCCUUGCCUUACACCCAGACAAAACUCUGAUCGCAACUGGCCAAGUUGGGAAGGAGCCAUAUAUUUGCAUAUGGGAUUCCUAUAACGUCCAGACUGUUUCUAUUCUUAAAGAUGUCCAUACACAUGGAGUUGCAUGCCUGGCUUUCGACUCAGAUGGGCAGCGUUUAGCCUCUGUGGGAUUGGAUGCCAAAAACACAGUCUGCAUUUGGGACUGGAGGAAGGGAAAACUACUGGCCUCAGCCACUGGCCAUUCUGACCGGAUUUUUGAUAUUUCCUGGGAUCCAUAUCAGCCAAACAGAGUGGUUAGCUGUGGAGUAAAACAUAUAAAGUUUUGGACACUAUGUGGAAAUGCCCUGACUGCAAAAAGAGGGAUAUUUGGCAAAACGGGAGAUCUUCAGACCAUUCUUUGCCUUGCAUGUGCCAAAGAAGACAUCACCUACUCUGGUGCUUUAAAUGGUGACAUCUAUGUCUGGAAAGGGCUCAAUUUAGUCCGUACCAUUCAAGGUGCACACAGUGCUGGAAUCUUUAGCAUGUAUGCAUGUGAAGAAGGCUUUGCCACUGGUGGGCGAGAUGGUUGUAUACGAUUAUGGGAUACUGAUUUCAAACCAAUAACCAAAAUUGAUCUCAGGGAGACAGAACAAGGAUAUAAAGGCCUCUCCAUCCGCAGCGUGUGCUGGAAAGCAGACCGUCUCCUGGCAGGGACCCAGGACAGUGAGAUAUUUGAGGUGAUCGUGCGAGAGCGUGACAAGCCAAUGCUGAUUCUGCAGGGCCACUGUGAGGGGGAGCUCUGGGCUCUGGCCCUGCACCCCAAGAAGCCUCUGGCGGUGACAGGCAGUGAUGACCGCUCUGUCAGGCUGUGGAGCUUGGCCGACCAUGCCUUGAUUGCCCGCUGUAACAUGGAGGAAGCAGUUCGAAGUGUGGCCUUCAGCCCAGAUGGAUCUCAGUUGGCUCUGGGCAUGAAGGAUGGCUCUUUCAUUGUUCUCAGGGUCAGAGAUAUGACAGAAGUGGUUCAUAUCAAAGAUCGAAAAGAAGUCAUUCAUGAAAUGAAAUUUUCUCCAGAUGGUUCUUACCUUGCGGUGGGAUCCAAUGAUGGCCCAGUGGAUGUCUAUGCUGUUGCUCAGCGGUAUAAGAAAAUAGGAGAAUGCAACAAGUCCCUUAGUUUCAUUACACACAUUGACUGGUCCUUGGAUAGUAAAUACUUGCAAACUAAUGAUGGUGCAGGAGAAAGAUUGUUCUACAAAAUGCCAUCUUUGUACACAGAUCUGGAGCAGCUGCAUCCUGUGACAAGGGUCCAGGAUGUUGAAACCUGGGAGCUGGCAGGGGAAAGAAUAGGCCUUCACUGUAGCUUGGGAGCCAAAUUUAGGAAGUAUGUGGGCCAUUCUGCACACGUCACAAACGUCCGCUGGUCCCAUGACUUCCAAUGGGUGUUAAGCACAGGAGGAGCCGACCACUCCGUGUUCCAGUGGAGGUUUAUUCCAGAAGGUGUCAGCAACGGCUUGCUGGAAACCUCACCCCAGGAAGGUGGCACGGACUCCUGCAGUGAAGAGUCUGAUUCUGACUUAUCUGAUGUGCCCGAGUUGGACUCCGAUAUUGAACAAGAAACUCAAAUCAAUUAUGACCGCCAGGUUUACAAAGAAGAUCUACCUCAGCUAAAACAACAAAGCAAAGAGAAAAACCAUGCAGUGCCCUUCCUCAAACGGGAGAAGGCUCCUGAGGACAGCCUGAAACUCCAGUUCAUACAUGGUUACAGAGGCUAUGACUGUAGAAACAACCUGUUCUACACCCAAGCUGGAGAAGUGGUCUACCAUAUUGCCGCAGUUGCUGUUGUGUACAACAGGCAACAACACACCCAGAGACUCUACCUGGGACAUGACGAUGACAUUCUCAGCCUGACCAUCCACCCCGUGAAGGAUUAUGUGGCCACAGGACAGGUGGGAAGAGAUGCGGCUAUCCACGUGUGGGACACACAAACGCUAAAAUGCUUGUCCUUGCUGAAAGGACAGCAUCAGAGAGGGGUGUGCGCCCUCGAGUUUUCAGCUGAUGGAAAAUGUCUGGUGUCCAUUGGUUUGGAUGAUUUUCACAGUAUUGUAUUUUGGGACUGGAAAAAGGGAGAAAAAAUAGCCACAACAAGGGGACAUAAGGAUAAAAUCUUUGUGGUGAAGUGUAACCCACACCAUGUGGAUAAACUGGUCACAGUUGGGAUAAAGCACAUCAAGUUCUGGCAACAAGCAGGUGGAGGCUUCACCUCCAGGAGAGGUGUUUUUGGAAGCGUUGGCAAACUAGAGACGAUGAUGUGUGUUUCUUAUGGGCGAAUGGAAGAUCUCGUGUUCUCGGGAGCCGCCACUGGUGACAUUUUUAUCUGGAAAGAUGUUCUGCUCCUAAAGACAGUGAAAGCUCACGACGGGCCCGUGUUUGCUAUGUAUGCGCUGGAUAAGGGUUUUGUCACAGGUGGAAAGGAUGGAAUUGUGGAGCUCUGGGAUGACAUGUUUGAACGAUGCUUAAAGACCUAUGCCAUUAAGAGAGCAGCAUUGUCAACAAGCUCAAAAGGUCUACUUUUGGAAGAUAACCCUUCAAUUCGUGCCAUCACUCUGGGCCAUGGCCAUAUCCUGGUGGGGACCAAAAAUGGAGAGAUUCUGGAAAUUGAUAAGAGUGGCCCAAUGACGCUGCUUGUACAGGGACACAUGGAAGGAGAAGUGUGGGGUCUGGCGGCUCACCCUCUCCUGCCCAUCUGUGCAACCGUAAGUGACGAUAAGACCCUGCGCAUCUGGGAACUAUCUUCCCAGCACCGUAUGCUGGCAGUACGGAAGCUCAAAAAAGGUGGGAGAUGCUGUGCCUUCUCUCCGGAUGGGAAAGCCUUAGCAGUUGGCUUGAAUGAUGGGAGCUUCCUGGUGGUGAAUGCUGACACUGUGGAAGACAUGGUCUCCUUCCAUCACAGAAGAGAAAUGAUUUCAGAUAUUAAAUUUUCAAAAGAUACAGGAAAAUACCUUGCUGUGGCAUCCCAUGACAACUUUGUGGACAUUUAUAAUGUGCUUACAAGCAAGAGGGUUGGCAUUUGUAAAGGAGCGUCUAGCUACAUCACACAUAUUGACUGGGACUCUCGAGGAAAAUUAUUGCAAGUUAAUUCAGGUGCCAAAGAACAACUAUUUUUUGAAGCUCCGAGAGGCAAGAGACAUAUUAUAAGACCAUCAGAGAUUGAGAAACUCGAGUGGGACACGUGGACCUGUGUCCUGGGGCCCACCUGUGAGGGCAUCUGGCCUGCACACAGCGAUGUGACUGACGUCAAUGCGGCCAGCCUCACCAAAGACUGCGCCCUCUUAGCCACUGGAGAUGACUUCGGUUUUGUUAAGCUUUUUUCAUAUCCUGUCAAGGGACAGCAUGCAAGAUUCAAGAAGUACGUGGGGCACAGUGCUCAUGUCACCAAUGUUAGAUGGCUGCACAAUGACUCUGUGCUACUCACGGUGGGCGGUGCAGACACAGCCUUGAUGAUUUGGACCAGGGAGUUUGUGGGGACCCAGGAGAGCAAGCUGGUAGACAGUGAGGAGUCAGACACAGAUGCUGAGGAGGACGGAGGCUAUGACAGCGACGUUGCUAGAGAAAAGGCCAUUGACUACACUACCAAGAUCUAUGCCGUGAGCAUCAGGGAGAUGGAAGGCACCAAACCACACCAGCAGCUGAAAGAAGUAUCCGUGGAGGAAAGGUAUGGUGUUGCCAGGGGAUCAAGACCACCUGUUAGCCGAGCAGCUCCCCAGCCUGAGAAACUCCAAAAGAACAAUAUCACCAAAAAGAAGAAACUAGUUGAGGAGCUGGCUCUCGACCACGUGUUUGGCUAUAGAGGAUUUGACUGUCGCAACAACCUGCACUACCUUAAUGAUGGCGCUGACAUCAUCUUCCACACAGCAGCGGCUGGCAUCGUCCAGAACCUCUCCACAGGCAGCCAGAGCUUCUACCUGGAGCACACAGAUGACAUCCUCUGCCUCACCGUGAACCAGCACCCCAAGUACAGAAAUGUGGUAGCCACCAGCCAGAUAGGUGAUAGCGCGGAAACCCCAGGAACAACGCCUUCCAUACACAUCUGGGACGCCAUGACCAAACACACCCUCUCCAUGCUGCGGUGCUUCCACUCCAAGGGGGUGAAUUACGUCAACUUCAGUGCGACUGGGAAGCUCCUGGUGUCGGUGGGAGUGGACCCCGAGCAUACCAUCACUGUCUGGAGGUGGCAGGAAGGUGCCAAGGUUGCCAGCCGAGGGGGUCACCUGGAACGCAUAUUUGUGGUAGAAUUCCGCCCAGACUCAGACACCCAAUUUGUAUCCGUGGGGGUGAAACACAUGAAGUUCUGGACCCUGGCAGGCAGUGCCCUGCUUUACAAGAAAGGAGUUAUCGGCUCCAUGGAGGCUGCCAAGAUGCAGACGAUGCUGUCCGUGGCCUUUGGUGCUAACAACCUCACUUUCACGGGUGCCAUCAAUGGAGAUGUGUACGUGUGGAAGGACCACUUCCUCAUCCGGCUGGUUGCCAAGGCUCACACAGGCCCCGUGUUCACAAUGUACACCACCCUCCGGGAUGGCCUCAUCGUGACUGGUGGCAAGGAGCGGCCGACCAAAGAAGGAGGUGCUGUAAAGCUGUGGGACCAGGAGAUGAAGCGCUGCCGGGCCUUCCAGCUGGAGACUGGGCAGCUGGUGGAGUGCGUGCGCUCCGUGUGCCGAGGCAAGGGAAAAAUUUUAGUGGGAACCAAAGAUGGAGAAAUAAUCGAAGUUGGAGAAAAAAAUGCUGCUUCCAACAUCCUGAUUGAUGGACACAUGGAGGGGGAGAUCUGGGGACUGGCUACACACCCCUCUAAAGACAUCUUUAUCUCUGCCAGCAAUGAUGGCACAGCCCGGAUCUGGGACCUGGCUGACAAGAAACUGCUAAACAAGGUGAACCUGGGCCAUGCAGCCAGUUGUGCAGCCUACAGCCCUGAUGGGGAGAUGGUGGCCAUUGGUAUGAAGAAUGGAGAGUUUGUCAUCUUGUUGGUGAACAGCCUGAAAGUGUGGGGGAAAAAACGGGACCGGAAAUCUGCCAUCCAAGAUAUCAGAAUCAGCCCAGACAACCGAUUCUUAGCUGUUGGUUCUUCGGAGCACACAGUUGACUUCUAUGACCUCACUCAGGGCACAAGUCUGAACCGCAUUGGGUACUGCAAAGAUAUCCCAAGCUUUGUCAUUCACAUGGAUUUUUCUGCAGAUAGCAAAUACAUUCAGGUGUCAACAGGAGCUUAUAAGCGCCAGGUGCAUGAGGUCCCCUUGGGGAAGCAGGUAACCGAAGCCAUGGUCAUUGAGAAGAUCACCUGGGCUUCCUGGACAAGCAUCCUGGGAGAUGAAGUCAUUGGAAUUUGGCCUCGAAAUGCAGACAAAGCUGAUGUCAACUGCGCAUGUGUGACCCAUGCUGGCCUGAACAUCGUCACAGGAGAUGAUUUUGGGCUGGUGAAGCUCUUUGAUUUUCCAUGCACAGAAAAAUUUGCCAAACAUAAGCGUUACUUUGGUCACUCCGCACACGUGACGAACAUCCGGUUCUCCUAUGAUGACAAGUAUGUGGUCAGCACUGGAGGAGAUGACUGCAGUGUAUUUGUGUGGCGAUGUCUGUAAAUGCCAGCCAGAAACCUCUUCUGAAUCGCUGCUGCCACUCCUAUCCAGCAACUGCAGAGGCCGUGCCAAGCGGCCUUCGCACCGCCAGCU